AUCCUUCUAUUGGGUUCACAUCUCCUUUCUCCCUUCCUCUUUCCUCUUUCUGUCUCUCUCUCUCUCCCUCUCUUUCCAUUCUUCUUUCCAUCCCAAUCACUCGUUCAUCUUUCUCAUUCAGCUCAACUUUGUUUGUGGUCUGCAGCCUCAUUGUAGGACAAACAAGUUUUUGACAUUCAGGAACCGCACCUCACCUAUCUCCAAAUCAAUAUUCAUACACAAUCCACAUACACAUCCAUCUCCUCUCCCUUUCUCUUCCCUUUUCACUUUUUCGUCAAACUACAUUUAUAAAUAACACAUCAUGGGAAAGAAAGCAAAACAGGAAGUCCCUUUGCACAAGGUGAUCAUGGUCGGAUCUGGAGGCGUUGGAAAGUCUGCUCUGACAUUGCAAUACAUGUAUGGCGACUUUGUAGAAGAAUAUGACCCAACCAAAGCGGAUUCUUACAGGAAGAAGAUCAAUCUUGACAACCAACCCUGUCAAAUCGACAUUUUGGAUACAGCUGGUCAGGAAGAAUACGCUGCUAUCCGUGAUAAUUACUAUCGAUCCGGCGAAGGUUUUCUCUGCGUGUUUUCGAUAUGUGAAUAUGAAUCCUUCUUACAUACACAAGAAUUCAAGGAUCAAAUCAUUCGCGUCCUAGAUGAUGACAAGAUCCCUAUUAUCUUAGUUGGCAACAAGGCUGAUUUGGGUCAGCUUCGAAAAGUCGAUCCACAGGAAGCAGCCGCUAGAGCUGCAGAGUGGAACUGUCGGUAUAUUGAGACAUCAGCCAAGACGAGGCAAAAUGUGGAUGAAGUUUACACGCUUUUGAUGAGGCAGAUUCAACAACGGAAGCAAGGGGUUAAAGAUCGUGAUCGAAAGAGAAAAAAGGCAAAGUGCGUGAUUCUCUGAAAAAGAGACCGGACUGAUCCAAUAAAAAAAAAAAUGGAUAGAGAAUCCGUGAUAGAAAAUUGAAGGACCACAACCCAUAUCAGCGUAAACAGUUUGCAUGGGGCGUGCGAACUUUCAGAGACAAAAAAAAAAAGAAAACACAAAAAAAGCCUUUCUUAUCAAAUAUCAAUAAUAUAGAUAUAUACUAUUAGUCCCUAAUCUAAUUCUAAUAAUCAAUAGGAGGUGUUAAUGUAGCAGACAAAGAGAAGAAUAAA
This is a messenger RNA of Lobosporangium transversale, 1140 nucleotides long. Its product is annotated as small GTPase superfamily. Gene Ontology annotation, biological process: Ras protein signal transduction. The transcript has 3 exons. Lineage: Eukaryota; Fungi; Mortierellomycota; Mortierellomycetes; Mortierellales; Mortierellaceae. Gene Ontology annotation, molecular function: GDP binding; GTP binding; GTPase activity. Gene Ontology annotation, cellular component: plasma membrane. The coding region runs from base 302 to 886 and encodes 194 amino acids. The record is from RefSeq and is a predicted model, not a curated record.